Messenger RNA from Recurvomyces mirabilis, 897 nucleotides. RefSeq names its product Meiotic recombination protein dmc1 (gene DMC1). Gene Ontology annotation, biological process: mitotic recombination; DNA repair; DNA strand invasion. Gene Ontology annotation, molecular function: ATP hydrolysis activity; single-stranded DNA binding; ATP-dependent DNA damage sensor activity. Gene Ontology annotation, cellular component: condensed nuclear chromosome. The coding region runs from base 1 to 897 and encodes 298 amino acids. The transcript has 4 exons. Lineage: Eukaryota; Fungi; Ascomycota; Dothideomycetes; Mycosphaerellales; Teratosphaeriaceae. The record is from RefSeq and is a predicted model, not a curated record.
AUGUCUGUGCAGAGCGUCAACAACACGCUGAGCAAGCACCUACUCAAGAUCAAGGGAUUCUCUGAGAUCAAGGUCGAGAAGGUCAAGGAGGCCGCGAAGAAGUGCCUGCCAAGUGGCGCAUGCGGCUUCAUCACAGGUGCCGAGACACUGAUCCUGCGCAAGCAAUGUUUCCGCCUGUCGACUGGUAGCAAGCAGUGGGAUGCUAUCUUGAACGGAGGCUUCGAGUCCAAGAGCAUCAGCGAGGUGUAUGGCGAGUAUCGUUGUGGAAAGACGCAGCUUGCUCAUACGCUGUCCGUCAUUGCUCAGUUACCGAGGGAGCACGGCGGCGGUGGUGGCAAAGUGGCCUGGGUCGACACUGAAGGCACUUUCCGUCCCGAACGCAUUGUCCAGAUCGCUGAACGCUUCGGCUUGGACCCGGAAGUGGCCAACGAGAACAUCAUUCAAUCCCGCGCAGCGAAUAGCGAGCAGCAGUCUACCCUGAUCUACGAUCUCUCCGAGCAGCUUGCCACUGGCGAGUUCCGACUUCUCGUCAUCGACAGCUUGAUGGCACUCUUCCGCAUCGACUUCAUCGGCCGUGGCGAGCUUGCCGACCGUCAGCAGAAGCUCGGCCUUUUCCUCGAUAAACUUCACAAGAUCUCGGAGGAGUUCAACGUCGUCGUCUUCUACACGAACCAGGUCCAGUCAGAUCCGGGUGCUAGUGCUCUGUUCGCUGGCGCUGAUGGCCGCAAGCCUGUAGGUGGGCACGUCGUCGCUCAUGCUUCUACCACGCGAGUUCUCUUGAGGAAGGGUCGAGGUGGAGAGAGGGUGGCCAAGGUCCAAGACUCGCCGGAUUGUCCUGAGGCAGAGGCUACCUACAUCAUAACGACUGGUGGGAUCAACGAUCCUGAUAAGGCGUGA